Molecule: messenger RNA, 3323 nt
Organism: Thamnophis sirtalis
Lineage: Eukaryota; Metazoa; Chordata; Lepidosauria; Squamata; Natricidae
Source: RefSeq, a predicted model, not a curated record
UGCAGCAUGGCGGCCUCCAUAGACGCUUGUGUUUCUGCUCCACGGGAGGGAUGCUGGCCCGAAGGCGCGGGUGCCGAAAGCGGCUUUAUUCGCGCCGUCUUGGCGUUGCCUGCAAAACCUAAAACGACUGUGAGGUUCUUCGAGCGCGGCGACUACUACACGGUGCAUGGCGAAGAUGCAAACCUGGCGGCGACGGAGGUCUUCAAAACACAAGCGAUCAUUCGGAUGCUGGGCUCAGGAACUCAGAAACUCGAGAGUGUUGCACUCAGCAAGAUGAAUUUUGAAUAUUUUGCACGAAAUCUUCUUCUGAUUCGUCAGUACAGGGCUGAGGUGUACAAGAACAAGGCAGGAAAUAAAUCCACCAAAGAGUCUGAGUGGUAUUUGGCCUAUAAGGGUUCUCCAGGCAACCUUGUUCAAUUUGAGGAUGUUCUUUUUGGUAACCAUGAUAUGUCCUCUUCAGCUGGUGUUGUAGCCAUUAAGCUGUCCUCAGUUGAUGGACAGAAAGUUGUUGGAGUCGGAUAUGUGGAUUCACUGGCAAGAAAAUUAGAAGUAUCUGAAUUUGCAGAUAAUGAUCAGUUUUCCAAUCUUGAAGCACUGUUGAUACAAAUGGGGCCAAAGGAAUGUUUGCUGCCAGGUGGGGAUACUGCUGGAGAUAUGGAGAAACUGAAGCAGUUGGUUCAAAGGGGAGGAAUCCUGAUCACAGAUAGAAAAAAGACUGAAUUUUCAACAAAAGAUGCUGUUCAAGAUCUCAACCGUUUGUUGCAAUCAGGAAAGGACCGUGUGUCUAGUGCAGCAUUACCUGAAAUGGAUAAGCAGAUGACUCCAGAGGAAAAAACAGAAGCCAUUACAANUUUUCCUUUAAGUAGAAACUGCAGUACACUACUGGAUGCGAUAUUCACAAAACCUCUUAAAGAGCUAAAUUGUGAUUUCUCCAAUUUCCAAAACAUGAUAGAUGAAACUUUGGACAUGAAUACGGUGGAAAGUCAUGAAUACCUUGUCAAACCUUCCAUUGACCCCAAUCUUGCUGAAUUGAGAAAAAGAAUGGAUAAGCUGGAAGAAAAAAUGCAGGGCGUCUUGAAAAUUGCAGCCAAGGAAUUAAGUUUGGAAGCUAGCAAGAGUAUCAAAUUAGAAUGCAAUGCACAGUUUGGACAUUUUUUCAGAAUUACCUACAGAGAAGAAAAGGUUCUGCGGAAUAAUGUGAAAUAUAAGAUCUUGGAAACCCAGAAAAAUGGGGUGAAAUUCUCUAACAGUGCAUUGAAAGAGAUUAAUGAAGACUAUGUGAAGAACAGAAAAGAAUAUGAAGAAAUGCAAGAUGCUGUAGUUAAAGAAAUAAUCAACGUUGCAUCAGGGUAUAAAGAACCCAUACAAAUUCUCAAUGAUGUCAUUGCCCAGCUAGAUGCCAUUGUCAGUUUUGCUCAUGCAUCAAAUGCAGCACCAAUACCAUAUGUGCGCCCAGUUAUUCUAGAAAAAGGGCAAGGAAGAAUUACCUUGAAAGCUUCCAGGCACCCCUGCAUUGAAGUUCAAGAUGAUGUUGCCUUCAUCCCUAAUGAUGUCACUUUUGAGAAGGACAAACAGAUGUUCCACAUCAUUACUGGACCAAACAUGGGAGGAAAAUCAACUUACAUACGGCAGACUGGGGUGAUUGUUCUUAUGGCCCAAAUUGGAUGUUUUGUGCCGUGUGACUCUGCAGAAGUGACUAUUGUUGAUUGCAUCCUGGCUCGAGUUGGAGCUGGAGAUAGUCAACUGAAAGGGGUAUCUACUUUCAUGGCAGAAAUGCUGGAGACUUCCUCCAUCCUUAGGACUGCAACUGAGCAUUCUUUGAUAAUCAUUGAUGAGUUAGGGAGAGGAACAUCAACAUAUGAUGGAUUUGGAUUGGCCUGGGCAAUUUCUGAAUAUAUUGCCAGCAAAAUGAAAGCUUUUGCUAUGUUUGCUACUCAUUUUCAUGAAUUGACAGCCCUCGCUGAUCAAAUACCCACUGUAAAUAACUUGCAUGUUACGGCAUUAACUUCAAAGGACACACUGACAAUGUUAUACCGUGUGAAAAAAGGGGCCUGUGACCAGAGCUUUGGUAUCCAUGUAGCAGAAUUAGCAGCCUUUCCCAAACAUGUGAUUGAAUGUGCCAAGGCGAAAGCUCUGGAACUGGAGGACUUCCAGAACAUUGGAAUAUCUCAGGAGGAGGAUGAAGAACCAGCUGCCAAAAGAUGCCACAGGGAGAAGCAGGAGGGAGAACAAAUAAUUCAAGAUUUCCUUUCUCAAGUGAAAGCAAUGCCGUUGACAGAAAUGUCUGAAGAAGAAAUCCGGACCAAACUAAAGGAGUUAAAGGACUACGUUUUGAAGAAAAAUAAUUCUUUUGUAAAUGGAAUCAUUUCCCGCAUCAACGGUACCUCAUGAUACAUAACUAAAAUCACUUGAACUUGUGAUUUUUUUCUGAUCAUAAUCUCUCAACACUAGAACUACUUUGUCCCCUCUGACGCCAUUGCAAUAGUAAAGAAGAAGCCUCAGGAAUCAUUGUGUUCCACUUUCUCAUCCACAUACAUAAAGAGAAUCAGAACAGUAGAGUUGGGAAAUCUAUUAACAAUGAUACAAAUACCUAGUCGGACUAUCUUGAAGUGGGCAAAAACACUUCAGAACUGACAUGCAUCUUCUGUUUUCUGUCAGUUGUACUUUUUCCAUGCCAGAUCCAAAGUUCUUUUAACCACUUUGGAUCUGGAUGCUAGAGACUUCUUUACGUUACUAAAUAUUAUAACCCUGAAACUAUGCUUUUGGUACUGUUUAUGUAUAUAUAUGUUGUAUCUUGUUGGGUUGUAUUUUGCUGCAAUCACUGAAGAAUUCUUGUUUCAAUCUUACUUUUGAAAUAUAUAUAUAUUUGUGGUAUCCUCUGAAAUACUUUUAGGCAUUUGACAGCCUUGGAAUAAAUCACACCUCGGUCAUUAAGAGGUAUGUUAAUGUCACAGAAACAAAAAGAGGCAUGGCAUUUUGCUAUAAUUUGUUAAAGGCUCAUAGCUUAUGCCAAUGUAUUUAACCCUGAAAUCUAGAACAAAAAAAGCAUUUACUAAGGGUUGUUAAUUUUGUGUUGACGAAAGGUGUCAUUAUAUUCCAUAGGAUUUCAAACCUAAAAUUGUUGUUAUUAAUGCAGUGUAAAGUUUUACUAUAUAUUUUAUUCAUGUUUUUUUCAAAACAUUUCAAACAACUUGAAGAAAAUAAAAAUAGUUUGUCUUCCAAUUAGUUUGUUCUCCCAUUAGUUUGUCUUCCACUAUUCCUUAGUGGCAUAUUAUAUCCAUAUUUCUUCAGUGGAUCUUUGUGAAAUUUCUUACAUGUUUGUG